Messenger RNA from Onthophagus taurus, 1339 nucleotides. Its product is annotated as ubiquitin-conjugating enzyme E2 N. The record is from RefSeq and is a predicted model, not a curated record. NCBI's taxonomy places the organism in Eukaryota, Metazoa, Arthropoda, Insecta, Coleoptera, Scarabaeidae.
UAAUGAUAGUGGACAAUUCUAACGUGUAAAAGAUAUGUAAUGUCAGUUCUUGAAGAACCAAAAUUAAAUCAAGCGGAAGUAAUCGGGUGUUAAAAUAUAAUGAAAAGGUUGCCCGUUGAGUAAAAGAACUGAAACGAGAUCAGCAUUUAAGAAACCGUAAGUGAAACACAAAAAUAAAUAGAUAAAAGAAAAAAAGGAACAAAUCACAAGGGUCGCUGUUAAAAUGGCAUCCUUACCUCGCCGGAUAAUAAAAGAAACUCAACGUUUAAUGCAAGAACCCGUGCCGGGAAUUAGUGCCGUACCAGAUGAUGACAAUGCACGUUAUUUUCAUGUAAUUGUAACGGGGCCUGAGGAUUCCCCAUUCGAAGGCGGUGUAUUUAAGUUAGAACUUUUCCUGCCUGAAGAUUAUCCAAUGUCCGCGCCUAAAGUACGUUUUAUAACCAAAAUAUAUCAUCCAAAUAUUGAUAGGCUGGGUCGUAUAUGUCUGGAUAUACUCAAAGACAAAUGGAGCCCUGCUCUGCAAAUACGUACGGUUCUGUUGUCAAUUCAAGCGCUGUUGAGUGCCCCGAAUCCUGAUGAUCCGCUUGCCAAUGAUGUGGCUGAACUAUGGAAAGUCAACGAAUCCGAGGCAAUCCGUAAUGCUAAAGAAUGGACGCGCCGAUACGCUAUGGAUAAUUAAUUCGAGGAUGUCCCUGUCACUUCUAUUUAGUUCUUUAAAAAGAAAAAAAGGAAAUAUUAAUUUAAAAGAAAAUACAAUAAAAAUGGUAUCAAGUUUCGUUCCGGCGGCACCCAUUUUUUACUAUUAUUACUUUUCUUCAAUAAUGUCACUUAGUAAACAGAAUUUUAUUAUUAUUAUUAUUAAAUUUAUUAUUUAUAAUUAACGGUGGUCAAAUCUUCAUUUUCUCCUUCAAUAUUUUUUUUAUAUUUCUUUACAUUUGUUCUGCGCAACAAAAGCAAACCUACCUUAUUUUAUAGACUUUAUAUAUGUUACUACUAGAGUCCUAAAUCAGUUAUUUAUUUAUUCAUAAUAAACCGAUUUUUAAUGCUAGCAGUAAUAUAUAUAUCAACAUAAUAAUACGAUCUAAAUUAUGAUCUCCCGAUGAACGGUGUCUACCGGCGCGCGGCGUUAGCUAGAUGGUCUAAGACGGCUUAAGUCAUUGGUGUUUGUAAUAAGAGUUGUAAAAUUUUACAAAAAUAUAAAGAAGAAAGAAUUAAAACGUGCAUAUGCGCAUUAUAUUUUCAAUUGAAAUUGUUCUGUAUUUUACGAUUCAUUGAUCAGAGUGAUUAUCUGUAAAUACGAUAUGUAAGGCUUUUUACAAAUAAAUUCUUUACAGAAACA